This is a messenger RNA of Cylicostephanus goldi, 538 nucleotides long. Lineage: Eukaryota; Metazoa; Nematoda; Chromadorea; Rhabditida; Strongylidae. The record is from the annotation of a GenBank genome assembly.
GUGACGAUAUCGCUUGGAUGAAAUUCGGCGAUGAUGGAAGGCUGUACGCUAUUAAUCCUGAAGCUGGCUUUUUCGGAGUAGCGCCGGGUACUUCAAAUAAAACCAAUCCAAUGGCUGUAGCAACAUUCCAAAAGAAUUCGAUAUUCACCAAUGUGGGUGAAACUGCCAAUGGCGAGUACUUCUGGGAAGGUUUGGAGGAUGAGAUCAAGGACAAGAACGUUGACAUGAUCAACUGGCUCGGAGAGAAAUGGCACAUUGGUGACCCAGGAGUCUGCGCUCAUCCGAACUCACGUUUCGCUGCUCCCGCAUCGCAAUGCCCGAUCAUCCAUCCCGAUUGGGAAAGUCCCAAGGGUGUCCCCAUCGAUGUAUGGCGUGUUUCAGCGAUUUAUUCCGCAAUCGUCUUCGGUGGUCGUCGUCCAACUGGUGUACCUCUAGUAUAUGAGACAAGGUCAUGGCAUCAUGGUAUCUUCACUGGAGCUUGCUUGAAGUCGGAAGCCACCGCUGCGGCUGAAUAUAAGGGUAAGGAAUUUUUGUAAAA